AUGGAAAGGAAGCCUACCGAGAGCUACACUGAGUUUGCUCAACGUUGGAGGGAUAUGGCUGCCCAGGUAAGGCCGACAAUAGGGGAGUCAGAAAUUUCAGGGCUUUUCAUCGACACUCAGAAGUCAAUCUUCUAUGAUAAGCUUUUCAACAUGUUAGGUGAACCGUUUGCGAAGAUUGUAGUGAUAGGACAGAAGCUUGAUAAUAGCAUUAAGUCCAGGAAGAUUGUAGUUCCAGAUGAAGCUAAAAAGGGGUCGACUGGAAAGAAGAAAGAGGAAGUUAGUAGUGUCAAUCAAGUGGGGUACCAGCCUCAAGGUUCCUAUACUCCAUAUUAUACACCUCCCGCCUACAACUAUCAACAACCUACGCAGAGCCCGAUGAACUACUAUCGCCCACCAACACCGGCCCCAUACUCUUAUCAGCCAGUCAACAACGUUGGGGGCACUUCCUAUAGGGCGCCAGCGCCAAAUCAACAAUCUUCAGUACUUACACCACAACCUGUUGGUCAAGCUUUCCCUCCAAGGGCUACCUUCCGCCAAGCUAGAGAGCAAGUUGAUCAUAUCCCGUAUACAUAUUCAGAGCUGCUACCACAGUUGGUUCAGAAGAAUUUGGUCCGUCGGGUUCAGUAUCAGCGUCCUCUACAGUCGCAAUUUCCUACAUGGUAUGAUGUUAACGCUUAUUGCGACUUUCAUUGUGGGGCCCAAGGACAUUCAACUGAGAAUUGCCUUAGAUUGAAGCAGGAGGUGCAAGCUUUAGCGAAAAGUGGAAAGCUCAGUUUUCCCAAGGUAGAACAGCCAAAUACUACAGGUAAUCCACUACCUAAUCACAAUGGAGGCCAGGUCAAUGCUAUAUGUGGCAGGGAGAUUGUGAUAAGGGACGUCCACAAGGUUGUCACCCCUAUGGAAACAGUAUACAAGGCGUUAGUAAAGGCCGACAUGAUGGAGCCAGGACUGUAUGGGGAUCAGUUCUAUAUUGAAGUUCCGAUGGAGGAUGUCAAUGUGGUGAUAGAGAAAGAGAAGCCAAAGCCGUUUAUUCCCACUUUGCCCACCAGGUUGCCACCAUCACCCUUCGUACCCACAAUUCCAAUGGAACCAAUACGAAGAGAUGAGGAGUUUGGGAAAGGAUGUCCUGUGGAUAAGCCGCCAGUGAUGGAACAAGGCCAAUCAUCUGCUCAAGGGGAAAUAGGGAAGCCAUGCUUUACAGAGAAGGAAGCUUGUGAGUUUCUUAAGAUUAUCAGGCAUAGUGAGUACAGCGUGGUAGAUCAAUUGAACAAGAUGCCUGCUAGAAUUUCCAUCCUAUCUUUGUUGUUGAAUUUAGAAGCACAUUGGAAAGCCUUACUUCGGGUAUUAAGUCAAGCCUAUGUGGAGCAAGGAAUCACAGUGGAGAAUCUUGAUCAUAUUGUGGGGAGCAUAACUGCGGGACACAUUACCUUCACUGAUGAGGACAUUCCCGAAGGAGGAAGGAAUAGUUUGAAAGCUCUAUACAUAUCAGUUGGGUGCAAUGGGUUUCAUGUUGGUAGAAUUCUGAUUGAUAAUGGGUCGGCCCUGAAUAUCAUGCCAUAUCAUUCACUGGAGAAGCUAUCUGUGGACCUUUCCUACGUUAAACCAAACAAUAUGAUGUUGGUUGGGAAAGGGUGGAAAGUUGGAUGUGGUUUAGGAAAAAGACUUCAAGGAAUUGGGGAAGCCAUUUCUACACCAAAGUCGGCUGGUUGGGAGAACUCAUUAGAGAAGAUAGAUGCCCUUCAUUUAACCACUGAAGUUUCAGCUGUCAGAGGAAAGUUUAUAGAGUUAUCAGUUAGUGUAGUGGAGGAUGGGUCAGAGGAUAGGUGCCCAUGGAUUUACCCAGCAGAGUCAGGAUCAGAGGAGGUCAAUUGGACUGAGUUUGAGUUUCCAGUUGUUACCAACAAUGAAAUGCCAACUGGCAAUGAAUGCAAAGACGAACCGGAUAGCCCUGCAAAUAUUUUCGAAAGGCCUAUGUGUAAUAAUGAUAUGGCUGAGGAAUAUGCCGAGGACUCAGUGCUACCCUCAGACCUCAUGAGAUUGAUUGAGCAAGAAGAUAGGCAAAUUCAGCCUCAUAAAGAAUCCACUGAAUUGAUAAAUUUGGGUACAGAGGAGAAUAGGAGAGAAGUAAAGAUUGGCACUACUUUGAUGCCAAAAGACAGACAACAGUUAGUAGAUUUGCUUAAAGAGUAUGCAGAUGUUUUUGCAUGGUCGUAUCAGGAUAUGCCGGGGCUGAAUCCUGAGGCUAAUAUUGUUCCAGUCCCAAAAAAGGAUGGAAAGGUGUGGAUGUGUGUAGAUUACCGAGACUUAAAUAGGGCCAGCCUUAAAGAUAACUUCCCACUGCCUCAUAUUGACAUUUUGGUGGACAAUACAGCUCGUCAUUCAUUGUUCUCUUUCAUGGAUGGCUUUUCUGGAUACAACAAAAUUAAGAUGGCGCCCGAAGACAAAGAAAAGACUGCUUUUGUGACCGCAUGGGGCACAUUUUGUUAUAAAGUCAUGCCGUUUGGACUGAAAAAUGCGAGAGCCACUUAUCAGCGAGUGAUGGUUACUUUGUUCCAUGAUAUGAUGCAUAAAGAAAUAGAGGUAUAUGUGGAUGACAUGAUUGCAAAAGCCCACUCACCAGAGGAGCACUUAGUGAAUUUGAGAAAGUUGUUCCAAAGACUCCGAGAGUACCAGCUUAAGUUGAAUCCAUCCAAGUGUACAUUUGGGGCAACAUCUGGAAAGUUGUUGGGUUUUGUAGUGAGCCAGAAUGGAAUAGAGGUAGAUCCUGAUAAAGUCAAAACAAUUCAGAAUUUGCCUCCACCUAGAACCCAAAAGGAGGUGAGGGGGUUUCUAGGACGAUUAAAUUAUAUAGCUCGUUUCAUAUCCCAGUUGACAGCAAAGUGUGACCCCAUUUUUAAGUUGCUCAGGAAGAAUAAUCCGGGAGAAUGGGAUGAUGAAUGUCAAGUUGCCUUUGAGAAAGUAAAGGAAUAUCUGUUAAAUCCACCUUCUGAUGCCCCCAGAACGAGGAAGACCUUUGAUCUUGUCAAGGGUGUCGCACCCCUCUCUUUGCAUAGAGAGGGGCAGCAACCUAGGAGAUUUCAAGAAGAGGAUUUUGCCUUCAAGUUUUCCCAGAGGUUAAGGCAAUACAUGUUAUACCACACUACGAUGUUGGUAGCCAAACUUGAUCCCCUCCGAUAUAUUUUUGAGAAGCGUGGUUUGUCUGGUCGAAUCGCAAGGUGGCAAGUACUCUUGUCCGAAUAUGAUAUAGCGUAUGUGUCCCAAAAAGCCAUAAAAGGAAGUGUCGUGGCAGAUUUUCUGGCAGACAGAGCGAGUAAUGAUUAUGAGCCUGUAAAAUUUGAAUUCCCAGAUGAAGAUCUCAUGGCUGUAAUGAAUGUCGAGAAAGAGGUUUCAGAGGAGCCAACAAAAUGGAAAGUGUACUUUGAUGGAGCAUCCAAUAUGCUGGGCAUGGAAUUGGUGUUGUGUUGGUUUCACCAGAUGGGGACCAUUUUCCAGAUGGCUAUUGAAAAGAAAGUCAGAGUUUUAGAAGUCUAUGGUGAUUCAGCCUUGGUGGUAUAUCAAAUGAAAGGAGAAUGGGAAACAAGAGAUUCUAAGUUGAUUCCUUAUCGGGAGUACCUACUAGAGCUAAUGGAACAAUUUGAAGACAUUUCCUUCCAUUAUGUUCCACGAGAAGGAAAUCAGUUGGCUGAUGCUCUAGCUUCGCUGGCCGCUAUGUUUAAAUUUGGAGGAGGUGUGAAUAUACCGCCAAUUAAGUUGAGGUUAAAAGAAGCACUGGCCCAUGUUAUGAGUGUGGAAGAGGAGCCGGAUGGGAAUCCAUGGUAUUAUGAUAUCGUACAGAAUCUUAAGCAUCAAAAAUACCUAGAGCAUGCUACUGACAAUGAUAAGAGGGUGAUUAGGCGAAUGUCAUUGGGAUAUUUUCUGGAUGGGGAGGUUUUGUAUAAGAAUAGUCAGGGUCAGGUUCUGUUGAGAUGUGCGAAUUCGGCGGAAGCUAAAAGGAUACUAGAAGAAGUGCAUGAAGGAAUUUGUGGAAGUCAUGCAAGCGGACAUAGAUUGGCCAGGCAAGUUAUGAGAGCAGGGUAUUAUUGGUUGACUUUGGAGACUGAUUGUAUCAAUUAUGCGAGGAAGUGUCGCAAAUGUCAGGAGUAUGGAGAUCUGAUACACACUCCCCCCCCUCCACUUCAUGUUUUGGUAUCUCCAUGGCCAUUUUCAAUUGGGGGCAUAGAUGUGAUCGGAGCUAUAAAUCCUAAGGCUUCAAAUGGUCAUCAAUACAUCUUAGUGGCGAUUGAUUACUUCACUAAAUGGGUGGAGGCUGCAUCCUAUUCUAGCAUAACACAAUCAGUGGCCCUCAGAUUUAUCAAGAAGGAAAUUAUUUGCCGAUAUGGUCUGCCUGAAAGAAUCAUUACUGUCAAUGCAAUGAAUUUGAAUGGCAAGCUUAUUGCAGCCGCUUGUGCUCAGUUUAAAAUUACCCACAGCAAUUCCGCCCCAAGACGCCCGAAAAUGAAUGGUGCAGUGGAAACAGCAAACAAGAACAUCAAGAACAUCAUACGGAAGAUGACUGAAACUUAUAGAGAUUGGCAUGAAAAAUUACCUUUUGCUCUGUAUGCCUAUAGGACUUGUGCCAGAACAUCUACAGGGGCAACUCCUUAUUCAUCGGUGUAUGGGAUGGAAGCGGUUGUGCCAGUUGAAGUGGAAAUUCCCCCGUUAAGAGUAUACCGUGAAGUCAGACUAGAAGAAGCAGAAUGGGAGCAAGAAAGAUAUGAUCAACUGAAUCUUUUAGGAGAGAAAAGAAUGAUCGAUCUCUGUCAUGGACAAGCAUAUCAGAAAAGGAUGAUAAGGGCAUUCAACAAAAAAGUGCGUCCUAGGCAGUUCAAGGAAGGAGAAUUGGUGCUGAAGAAAAUUCUCCCUGAGCAACAUGAUCCAAGAGGCAAAUGGGCGUCAAAUUGGGAAGGGCCAUAUGUUGUAAAGAAGGCAUUUUCAGGAGGUGCUUUAAUUUUGCAAGAGAUGGAUGGGGAUGAAUUACCAAGUCCGAUUAAUUCGGACGCGGUAAAGAAAUAUUUUGCCUAA
Messenger RNA from Corchorus capsularis, 5061 nucleotides. Lineage: Eukaryota; Viridiplantae; Streptophyta; Magnoliopsida; Malvales; Malvaceae. The record is from the annotation of a GenBank genome assembly.